Babesia ovata is the source of this 5367-nucleotide messenger RNA. Its product is annotated as thyroid receptor-interacting 11, putative. The record is from RefSeq and is a predicted model, not a curated record. NCBI's taxonomy places the organism in Eukaryota, Apicomplexa, Aconoidasida, Piroplasmida, Babesiidae. The transcript has 4 exons. The coding region runs from base 1 to 5367 and encodes 1788 amino acids.
AUGGCGAUGUCGUUGCUGGAUGCGCCUCCGCCAGGCUCAGAGCCCACAGGAGUGGAUGUAACGCCCCCCUGUCUUGCGGGAUAUCGUGUCUACAAGGAUCUUAAGAGUAAGAAAAGGUACGACCGUGACUUCCGCCGCCGCAAGCGCAACUUGGCGGUGAUAGAGUCACGCUUUGGUGAUGUAUUGAGGAAGGAAAGCAAAAGACGGCCGAAGUCACCCAAACGGCUCCUCGAUGAGGUGUUCAACCAGCUGGGAUGUAUUCGGCCUCAGUUGGUGGAGUACCUGCGACGUACCCCCGAAGCGCUUGUGACACGCUUGCAGCGUUUCUUCGACAUCCCUGUUUAUUUGAAGUCUGACAACAACGAUGCGGUGGUUGAAUCUGCGUUUCCGGACCUGCACAGCAUCGAAGGUGCUGCGCCGGCACCGGACACCGCAGCGGAGGAAGCCUCUUGCGGAGGAACGACGUCGGUUCCAUGGCCAGUGUCGGACAUUGGUAAGGAAGUGUUGACUUCUUUUCUACACACAUUAUCGCAAAAGUACGAAAUCAUUUCGUCGUUGGAAUCUCAGGUGGCUGAGCUAUCUCGUGAAAACACCGAUCUGUCGCUGAAGCUCUCCAACGCCUAUUCGGAGCUGUUCCAACUCGAACUAGACAAAUCCAGUUCCGAUCAGCGCUAUUUGGAUGCUCUAACCAGUUUGACCGAGAGCCUUUACAUAUCCGCCACCCGGUGCGCAAAUCUGCAGAGGCUAGUGAUUAAACGUGGAAAGCAGUUGUCCGUGCAAGAACGGUCUUUGUUCUUGGCCGAGAACGCUUUGGCACAUCACUGUUCGUUGAACAACACACCGUGUCCUACGUUCAGCAAAACUGGAUCCCAAUUUGAAUACGACGCGUCAUCUCUGGAAAAUCCAGGUUCCACGGCACCGAACAUUGCAAGCUUUACACUUAACGACGUUGAUUGUGCGACAAGCGCCUACGAUUCCGAUCGACAGGGGUCUCUCGACGACGAGGGUAUAAAUUCCGCUGGGUCACAGGCUGGAGGCAAAGCCUCGGCAUCGUCCACUUCGUUCUACGAGUUUGGCAGCGACUUGGAAUAUUCACGUCAAGAAAUACCAUCGCCUAAUGAAGGCGAGCUUAUCAUAGCAGAAUUUGAUGGUGAAAAAGCUGUGAGUGUGUGUCCCCUCCCCGAUGCACCCUCAACCCUGCCGGUACAAACUGCAUCUCCGGAGCCUGGCGCUGUUGAGAACGAUUCCCAUGACGCUGAAGCGGAUGUUAUGCGUGAACUACACCUUGAGAAGAGAUCGGUAGAUGCGGUUACCAGCCUUCCGCGUGAAGUCAGAGAGCAGGUUUCGUCUCCGGCCUUCCCUCCGCUGCUGGGUUCGCCUGCAUUGGAUUCGAUAUCAGUGGCCGGUGUUGUGCGGUCUGAACUUGCAAAUGCCGUGUUGCCUUCGCCUGCUAUAGCCCCCGUUUCUGGUGAUUCUGUAGGUCAAGUUGUGCACGACGACGCCAAAGUACGGGAGUUGAUUUCCGACAUAUCCGUGCUCCAAAAGAAAUCGCAGUCGUAUAUACGCCAUAUACGCGCGCUCAAGCGUGAAAACGAGCGCUUGAAAAGCCGUGCGAGAUUGCCCGACGAUUUGCGGGCAGAGUUGUCGACCGGCAGUGCUGGUCCCCUCGAUUACCGGAUGUCUGGCGAUUUGACGUCGAUAGGUUCAGGCUAUUACGUCCCAUCGAGCUUGGGUCCUUCGCGUGUAUCGCCUGAGGAAGAUACUAAGGUGAAGGAAUUGAAGGCUGAGAUAUCCAUCCUGCAGAAGCAGAUCCAGCGUUCUCAGGAGGCGAAUGAGGACCGUCAGCGGUUGCAGGACCAGCUGGCCGCCGAGGAGCGCCGUAACCGCGAGCUGUAUUCAGAGCUGUCAGUCGCUCGUCGCAAAUUGGUGACGUAUCAUCAUGAGCUUGAGCAAUUGGUGCGAUCGUAUGGCAGUGGGGCGCAGGUUGCGCCUGAUGCCAACCAGUCGAGCACGGUGGUUUCCCAGGACUACGACCGCUCAUCUAAACUCGGUUCCACACUGUCGGAGCUCAAAUCUGUGUUGCUGACACUGAACAGCCGCGUGCAUUCCUACGAAUCGGAUAACGAUGUGCUGCGCUCUGAGCUGGAGCACUUGCGUACCAAGCUCUCGGCUGUUCACGAUGAGGUAGACCACCUUCGCAACCAAAACCAGGCGCUCGCCGCCGACACUCGUGAAGCAGGGUGCCUGGCAUUUGACCGUCUGCUCCACUGUCUGACGGAUGCUCUGGGCAACAUGACUCGCACGUCGCUCGAGGAGUUGGAGACAGCACCCUCAGAGCACGGAACAACCACAUCGUCUCAGCUCGGUUCUGACGAUCUGACUGCAGAGCGCAUCACGAUUCUGGAGUUCGAGAACAAGUUGUACACUGACAAACUGUCAUCGCUGUUGGAUAUUGUUCAUCAAAGUUCGCUGGAGCGUUUCCAGAUGCACACCACCAUAGCCCGUUUGAACAGCGACCUGCACAGCUCGCACCAGCAGCUGCUCAAGUUCUCCAAUCAGUCAUCGGUUUUGCUGCAGACUUCAAACGACCUGGACGCGCUGCGUGCCAAGUGCACUACUUAUGACGACCAAGUCAACCGCUUGAAGCAAAUGAACACCGACCUCAGCGACUUAAACAACCGCCUGGGUGACGAUUUGCAUACAUUGGAGGAGAAGAGCGUCUCUGCUAAUAAUGAGGUGUCGGCACUACGUGAGGAGGUCCGACAGCUCCAAUCGUUGUUGGUCGGCGACACGCAGGCUGCGCAUGACUCGAUACGUGACCGCGUGUCAAUCAUUCGGUUGGAAGGAAGAUGCAAAUUCCUGGAUGAGUCCCUAAACAACGGCCGCGUGGAGCUAGAAUCAUUGCGUAGCAAGAACUCUGACCUUGUGAAGUCGGUGAUGGAGCUCCGCUACGCCCUUGAACAGGAGCGUGCUUCCAACGCUGAAUACCUCAAACAGGUCAACGCAAUGUCAGAGGCUGAAGGGAGGCUUCGGAACCAACUGGAUCGCCAAGAAACUCAGAUUGAAGGUUUGAGGGCGUCGGUGUCAUCCCUCACCGAGUCGCUGCAGCAGAACGCUGCCGACAUGCGUGCCGCAUCAGAGCGUUUGCUUGAGAAGGAACGGACCCAGAGCGCCUUAUCAUCGACAAUCGACUCUUUAGGCUCAUCAUUAAAUUCGUUGCUCUCUUCCGUGCGCGAUGCGAAGCCCAUCGCUCUGGCACCUGCCGACAUGGGUCCCAUCGACCUCUCCUCAAUUCCCAACUUCAACCUUACUGUAUACUAUGGAGUGUUGGACACGAUCCAGAAGAGCACAAUGGACAACCACGAGAUAACGGAUAUAGCUGCCACCGCCAAGGAUGUAUCCCUGGCGCGUGAUAAGGUGUGCAACAUUUUGAAGUGCAACUACCUUUUGAGCGCGCUUGCGGCCGGGCUAUGCCGCCAGAUGCAGGAGUUCAGCGCCUCAAUGAUCACGGCAGCUCGGUCUCAGGACAGCUCGAUUUCGCCACUCGUGAAGUGCUUAGGUGAUAGUGUGAACUUGGAGCUCCUGAGGGCAGAUUUCGCCAAUCGCAUGAGCAAGGCACAUGCGCACGCUAAAGAGCUGAAGUCGGUCAUCCGCCAGCUGUACAAGAACAACCCGGCUGAUGUUAUUAACCGCCUAAAAGACCACUACGAGGACGCUUUGGGCAAGUGCCAGGUUAAGGUAGAGCAGCUGUCUAGCGUCAUCAAGUCGAAGGAAGAGGACCAACUGAAGUUGAAGCAGGAGAAUUCCAAGCUGAUGUCCGACUGCUCAAGCGCCGCACAGGCUCUGAACGAAUUCGACAAGCGUCUGGAGGGGCAAACUCAGGAGCGGUCAUCUCUCUGCGCCUUCGCGUUGUCCAUGUUACCGCCCGCUGCGCAGGCCGAAUGCGAGCAGGACAAUCUACGGGGCAUACUGGCAGCCGUCAGGAACGUGAUAACGAAGCUGACGCCAUAUCGCGAGAAAUACAAAAAGUUGCUCGAGAAUCCGCCGGAGCCCAAGGUGGUCACUGUUACGGUGCCAGCACCUCAACAGCAGCCAAAAGCUGCAACGGUCCCCGUUGCUACGGAUCCAGCUGAGCAACGUGCUGCGAGACCACCUGCCUAUGUCACUGACGAUGGUCACGGUGCAGGCAAUUACAUCCAAAGCAGCGUCAAUCACGGCCCGGGUCACCACAACCCUCUUCGUGACCACGACGUUCGCCGUGCCAUUCCCAACGACGCGCCGCUGCGUCUGGAACGCGCGUUAAAGGAUGUUGAUGCUAAUGUACGGUACUAUGUGAAGAACAUCAAGUCGACGUUGCGCGAUUAUGUGCGCAACCUUGCCACCCAAAACGAUGCGAGCGAAACUGAGUACGAAAGCCCUAGGACACGUUCAGUAGGCCGUUCCGAUGUUACCGUGGGUAAUAUCGGCGACUUCUCGGACACGGAAUCCGAAUCGUCUGAAGUAAUGCUCUCCGACAAACCAGCUCCCGAGGAUAUCGUUCGCAAUCACGCUCGGCAAUUCGAAUCCAUUUGCGAUUUGUUGGACCAAGCUAGGGACGUGCAGUCGCAGGUGAUGGAGCGGCCUCCACGUUUGGUUUAUGUGGACACACCCAAGCAGGCGCCCAUCUGUCCACCGUCGGGGUCCGCCUCCGACAUGGCCGUGAUGCACCAUUUCCACCACCUGUGCGCCGCCUUGAAGGAAUAUGUCGCCGGCCGGCCGAUGGCGCUGAGCAUCGACGACGUGUUCUACCAGAUGGAGCUGGUAAUGCUGGAUCAGGGCGACCGUGACCGUCGCCGGGCUAAGUGGGACCACUGUGUGGGCAACAUGGUCUCCGUCGUUAUAGAUGUGCUGCGUAGCAUAUCGAUUGAUCGCAAGGAGAGUGUCGAGGGGCUACGCCGCAGGUGCAGUGUGGCCUCAGCGGCGCUUGAGGAGGCCCAAGCUUUGUGCCGCCUGCGGGAGGAGGAGCUCCACCGCCGCACCACCGAGCUGAGCGAGGCAUGCAGCCGCCUUGAGGCUAUGGAGCGCCACUGCCGCAACGUCGAGUUGGAGCUGCAAAAGCUCUCUUCCGAGGUUCCUCGCGUCAACGAGCGCGAUCUGCGUGCGCUGGAGUCCUCGCUCGCUCACCGCGAGGAUGACGUCCGGCGCCUUUCUAAGGAGGUGUCGAAGCUCCACUCCGUCGUGUUCGAUCUCGAGGAGGUGAACGAGCUGUUAUCCCAGCAGCUAUCGCGCGCGAAAUCCGACUCCGAGCGCCUGGGAGCGACCGUCGACAAACAGCAGCGCGAGAUUUCGAGUUUGAACAGCGAAUUGGCGCUCCUAGAGUACGUUUAA